AUGCAGGAGUUGAGCGACAAGGUCCCCAGCAAGAUUGCUCAUGAUCCGAAGGGCCUGCCGCCUCAACGCACGCCGCUCAAGCGGUUCGUGUCUAAGCUGUUGACAUGGCCCGAGCAAUUGUAUUUUUACCACCGUUUUCAAGAGGACCAGCAUAGAGAGGGUGACGAGAGUUCUCCGAGUCUUAAAAAGGUGUCGCAUUAUCUCGCCGGCAGGUGGGCAGCGAAAGAAGCCGUUCGCAAAGCUUGCGAACAUCUCGGCCACUCCAACGGUUUCCACUCAAUCAUUAUCCUGCCUGAGACCGCAUUGCCGAAACUAUCGCCAGGAGCGUCCUCCCGCCCGCAAGCCCUAGUCCUGCGCGACCGCCUCCCCGAGCUAUCGCAGAUCGACCUCGAAAAGACGAUGGCUGGUGCAGCAGACUUCGACUAUACUUCCCUUGAUGGUCAGCUAUGCGAAGUGAGCAUAAGUCAUGAUGCGAAAUACGCCACCGCAGUUGCCCUUGUGCCAGUGGUGGAAGAGUGGCAGUCACAGGCUGUAACGUCAAAGGUCUAG
This is a messenger RNA of Didymosphaeria variabile, 549 nucleotides long. RefSeq lists its product as uncharacterized. The coding region runs from base 1 to 549 and encodes 182 amino acids. NCBI's taxonomy places the organism in Eukaryota, Fungi, Ascomycota, Dothideomycetes, Pleosporales, Didymosphaeriaceae. Gene Ontology annotation, molecular function: holo-[acyl-carrier-protein] synthase activity; magnesium ion binding. The transcript has 3 exons. The record is from RefSeq and is a predicted model, not a curated record.